GCAAGCUUAGAAAGACUGAAACCGAAACAGACCGAUCCGAACCCGCCUACACUGCCCGUUUGCAAAUCAAUCUGCAAUUUGCCAGUUUUCACUCAGUUACUACAAAAACCGAAAUGAGAAAGGAAACGGAGCUAAUCAGCUAGUGGGUCAUUUAUGGUCUCCCUUUGGACAUGAGAAGCAUCACGCUACCAGAUUGUUGCUACUCCUCUGCAUACUGUAAGCGCAUGACUGUCAUCCUCAUGGGCAAAAGCAAUAAGUCCCCUUCUCCUCCUCCCGAUAAGGGUCCCGAAUCAGCUGCUCCAAGAAUCACAUCCAAUGUCAAACAAAACUUGCAGUUUUUAAAGUUGUGGAAGGAAUAUCAAAAGAGGAAAUCUAGUGCACCUAAGCCUGCUACUAGUUACAGGAGAAAGAAGGUGCAAAAGGAGGACCCUCCAGAUGAUACAGAACUUUAUCGUGAUCCUACAACAACUCUUUAUUAUACCAACCAGGGUUUAGACGAUGCAGUCCCUGUCUUGCUCGUUGAUGGUUACAAUGUAUGUGGCUAUUGGAUGAAGCUGAAGAAGCAUUUUAUGAAAGGAAGGCUUGACAUUGCACGCCAAAAACUAAUAGAUGAGCUUGUAAAUUUUAGUAUGCUUAGAGAGGUUAAAGUGGUUGUUGUGUUUGAUGCCAUGAUGUCUGGACUUCCUACACACAAGGAAAAUUUUGCUGGCAUUGAUGUAGUUUACUCAGGAGAAUCUUGUGCUGAUGCAUGGAUUGAAAAGGAGGUAGUAGCCCUGAAGGAGGAUGGAUGCCCCAAAGUUUGGGUCGUGACUUCUGAUCAUUAUCAGCAGCAAGCGGCAUAUGGAGCGGGAGCCUUUAUUUGGAGCUCCAAGGCAUUGGUUUCUGAGAUUAAUGCUUCACAGAAGGAGUUUGAGAGGAUGCUUCAAGAACAAAGGUCUAGUUCUUUUCAAGGUAAAUUGUUAAAGCACAAUCUCAAUUCUGAAGUUGUUGAUGCUCUUAAGGAUCUAAGAAGACAGCUUUCUGAGAAUGAGUCCAAAUAACUAUUCUGAUUUGGUGUGUUGUUGUUAUUGGUUCGAGCUGGAUACUGCAAAAUCGAAAAGGUUUCUAGUGUAGGGGAUGCUCUUCUGUAAACAAAUGCUUCAGGUGACUUAUGAGUGGUAAGCAAGGAGUUAAAUGCAACCGCAGUCCCUCAACUUAUUAUAAGGUGUCAUUUUGAUUUCUUGAACUUCAAAUUGUACCAAUUUGCUCCUUAACCUUACUAUAUGGUUUUAUUUUCCAUUGAAACUAAUGAAAUUGACACGUAAGCAUUCACGUGGCACAUUGUUGCAUAUUUUGAAAUUUCAUAUAAAAGAAAAAAAAAUGCCA
Molecule: messenger RNA, 1365 nt
Organism: Theobroma umbraticum
Lineage: Eukaryota; Viridiplantae; Streptophyta; Magnoliopsida; Malvales; Malvaceae
Product: yacP-like NYN domain protein
Source: RefSeq, a predicted model, not a curated record